ACAUCAAGAUCAGGAAGAAGCGGGUGUGCACGUAUUGUACAGCCUCCUCCCUUACAUGUGUCACCAGCUAAUCCUUUCACACAGAAUAUAAAAAGUUCAGCAAAGUUGGCAGCAGCACCUUAAAUUUACACACACACACACACACACACACACAUACACACACAGUGACACUCACUCAGACUGCCGACUCCUCCACUCUAGGUGAAACACUGUCUAAUCUCAGAAAAAAAAAUGCCUUGGUCACAAAACCUGCUUCUUUUAGCUUGUGGAUUAAUUGCACUUCAGAGUUCUUUAGCAGCUCAAGGUGUGUUGCGGAGCUGCAGUUAUAGGGGGUUGUUCCACGUGGAACAGAAUGGGCGCUACAGCCUCACAUACUCCUCCGCAGAGGAACUCUGCAUGUCCAUUAACACCACUCUGGCCACCAAAGAGCAAAUCCAGAUGGCCUUUGACCUCGGCUUUCAGACCUGCAGAUAUGGUUGGAUUCAGAACCACAGCGUAGUGAUCCUGCGACAGGAGCCUUACUUCCAAUGUGCCGCUAACAGAACUGGCAUCAUCAUCGGCGACAUUCUCUCACAGCUCUAUGAUGCCUACUGCUUCAACGCAUCAGAUACAAAGGACAAGAACUGUGAGUUGUCUAUCAUGCCAUCAGACACAUCUAAAACAUUCCUGGAUGCCCAUGUGGAAAAUGAAAGCACCACAGAUCCUGAAACUGGCACUGUUACCACAACCACCUCUGCAGCGAUAGUUCCACCACUACACGUGGAUGAGGAUAAGGCCACUCCCAUAGAGCCCACUGUUGGAGACACAACUGCAAAUGAUGUUCAGGAGGGUGAUGACGCAGGGCCGCGAGUCACUACCCAGUCACAUCACAGCUCAACCUUCCACAUCUCAGCAGGAGAAGAUACAUCACAUCGUGGAAAGAACGAUAAUAUGAUCAGGAGGGGUGGAUUUGGAUUAAUGACAUCAGCCCCUCCAGCCCAGCAGUCUUCUAGAGUUUUCUCAGAUUGGCUGGUUAUAAUAGCGGUAGUGGCUGCUGUUUUAAUAAUAGUGCUUGUGUGUGCAGUUAUCGCAUCCAGAAAGAGGUGGUGUGGGAAGAAGAAAAGUCUUGUGAUCAGUGGGAAUGCUGGUGAGAAGGGGGGGAAGGAGCAGGAGAUGGUGCAGCUGAUGAAUAAGGAGAAGUUCCAGGAGAAUGGUGCAGCCAGCGAGGAGUUCACUGUCGUCACCCUGGAGGAACCAGCCGAGAAAACGCAGCUAGCAUGAGUGCGACUCCUCCACAUCACACAGGAGCACAGAGGCAGGGGGCUCCUCAGGGGCAAGGGUGGGGUGCAGCACAAUAUUUCUGGAGUUAACAGCAAUUCAUUGAAGACAGAGCCAGCUAACUAUUAUUAACUAGCGCACAAUGCAGAGGCGUUGAGCACCAAUCACACGUGAGAUCUUUACAAUGAUUUUUGAGGCUAUCAAAGUGAGUUCUUCAGGUUCAUCCCUUAGUAUGGAUUACCAAUUGGCAAUUCGGUGAUCAAUGUAAAUGUACCAUUCUAAGAUGGAUCACCUGCAUUAUGAAAAGAGAACUGACCCUUUAUGGGGAAGUCUGAUCUCCUCUGUGGACAUGGUCCUGUACACUGUUUCUGCAAAAUAUCAUAGCAGGUGAAAAGCACAACUCUGUCCAAGCCAACUUCUCUUCACUAGCCCCUUAAUUCUCAAAUUUAAAUUCCUGUAUCCUUUAAACAGGGUUUGAGAUCCAUGUAAAUGAAUUCCUGCAUCUCAGUCCAACAUUCUCAUCUUUAUUAAUAACUGAAAUAUAAAUAAUACUGUGCCAUUUUAUAUCACAGCAAGAUAUUCAAUAUGAGAGGAUGAACAUAUCAGACCAGAGAAGAGCUGUUUUCCUGCUGCCAGAACUAUUGUCUUUUUUGUUUAUCUCCUUGUUAUAGGGGAUUUUUCUGAAUUUUCAGUUUGUUUCCAUAUAUUGAAAAGAGAUUUCUUUUGUAUUGCUGUUAUAAAAAAAAAAAAAAGCAAAGCGCAUUAUGCUAUUUUUGUAGCUAUUACUAAUAUUUUGGUAAAUGUUAAUAUUUUUGGUAAUGUUACCAAGUGAGUGUAAUUUAAUGUUAAAUUAUUUAAAAUGCAGCUUUAUUCUCAAAGCUUUGCGCUAUUUGCUUUUAUAUCACUGUUUGCAAAUGUCUGGAUGGGUAGUAAAGAUAGUGGAUUCUUUCUGAUGGCUAUAAAAACAUAACAAAUUCCAGAACAAGAAAAGGCCAUUCAGACCACCUAUGCUUGCUUGCUGUGGUGCCAGCGUGGUCUGUUAGCACUCAGGAGAGUUAAAACAAAAAUCCCAACCAGGUUAAUGGGGGAAAUGAAACCUCUGUGAAUCCGUGGCUAGACUGACAGCCCUUCCUCCAGAAGGUCUUAAAGGUCUUAUUGUGGUCACAGAGAGGGUUAUACAGUAGGACACAUGUUCUAUAAGUUCUAGUUAUCUUAUCACAUCUUUUAAUGGACCGUAAUGUCUACAGCAACACAGAACAAAUACUGUUACUUUCUUGUGUGAUGUGUUUUAUUGUUAAAAAGAGGUAUUAAUAUAAAACAAUACAUGCAUGUGUUACAGAACACUGCAUUGUUUACAAGAUUGCUGUGUCCCGUGUUAAUCUCACAUUAUGGGUCAUAAAUCAACCACACAAUACAUUUGUCAACUUAUAGGCAACACUCAGCAGGAGAUAAAAAGGUCUUCUAAGGAUUGCAGUGUUUCCAGAUCUCACUCCCUCCUGCAACGAUGCUGGUUUUCUGUUUCCACAAUACACCACUCAUUUCAAUCAGAGCACCAGCUUUGCUGCAGGAGGGAGCAUGAACUGGAUACACUGAGAUGGUCGCAAGAAAAAUCUCUUUCUCCUGGCGAACGUUCCUCAGUGAAAGUGGAAAAAAAGCAAUUAUCGAGAAUAUGUUGAAAAAAAUGCUGCGAUAUGGACAACAGCAAAUACAGCAAAGUUUAAUAAUAUGUUUCUUGUAAACACUGCUGGAGUUUGCGUUACACUUCCAGCCAGAUCAGAAUUUCGUGCCGUUAAAUUAUCAUCCUGAGUCGUUCCUCAUUCAUUUAGUAACAUUACCAGUAGUAUUUUACUUAAAGAAAUAUUGUUCAAAUUUGACACUGGAGGUAAAUGGCUAAUUCGUUAUACAGUACUAUAUCCCAUUGCACGUGUUUUUCUGGGACCCCUUGGUCAAGGUCAAAUCUAAAAGGGGGCAGUUGCAACAGUGGCAUUGGAAUCCAUGGGAGGAUUACGCAUUUAAUAAUUGUGGACUCAGAGGCAUGAAAUGGGAGAGAAGAGAAGUAGUUACUAUUAUUUUUGUCUUGUACACGCCACAGAAUUACUGGCUACCCCCACAAUCAGUCGGCUACUUGAAAUGUAAAUGUUAUAACAUGAAUAUAAUGCUUCAUAUUGUUUUUUAAAAAGCGACAAAAGUGUUUAUUUGUACAGGAGUUUAAAUAAAAUGUUGGGCUUA
Messenger RNA from Acipenser ruthenus (sterlet), 3486 nucleotides. RefSeq names its product CD44 antigen-like. The coding region runs from base 232 to 1260 and encodes 342 amino acids. Gene Ontology annotation, molecular function: hyaluronic acid binding; cytokine receptor activity. Gene Ontology annotation, cellular component: plasma membrane; basolateral plasma membrane; macrophage migration inhibitory factor receptor complex. NCBI's taxonomy places the organism in Eukaryota, Metazoa, Chordata, Actinopteri, Acipenseriformes, Acipenseridae. The transcript is spliced from 8 exons. The record is from RefSeq and is a predicted model, not a curated record. Gene Ontology annotation, biological process: inflammatory response; positive regulation of ERK1 and ERK2 cascade; cell adhesion.